Silurus meridionalis is the source of this 2630-nucleotide messenger RNA. It is a transcript of the gene arl14, whose product is annotated as ADP-ribosylation factor-like 14. Gene Ontology annotation, molecular function: GTPase activity; GTP binding. Lineage: Eukaryota; Metazoa; Chordata; Actinopteri; Siluriformes; Siluridae. Gene Ontology annotation, cellular component: cytoplasm. Gene Ontology annotation, biological process: vesicle-mediated transport; intracellular protein transport. The transcript has a single exon. The record is from RefSeq and is a predicted model, not a curated record. Bases 1484 to 2074 code for a protein of 196 amino acids.
UGACCACAAUGAUUAGUUACAAGGGACCAGUAUAAAGCUGAACACACAUACACACUCUCACACUCGGCUCACGAGGUCUCUUUAUAGACGCCUGGGCUUUUGUAGAACAAGCUUGUUGAAGAAUAUGGGUCAGUGUGGUCUAAGAUCCACCGAUAAGCAAAUGCUUUGCCUCGGAUCAAGAGGAUCGAUGUGCGAGGACUUGACCAGGUCUUUCGAAAUGACCCCCGCUAUUCGGGUCUUCAAGAACGGGAUGUGCCUUGUUUCACGCCUGAAGAGGUGCCUGGGUGUCUCCAAGGAGCAAAGAAAGCGCAGCUCGCCAAGGAAGAUCAGGAGAAGCAGCUGCAACUGUAUGGCGCUUGUUUUCGUCGAGGACCUGGCUGGAGGAGUUUGGAUGACGCCAGAGGAAAGCAGGGGAAGAACAUGAGAAGGAUGAAAAUACAGACUUUGGUUUCACCUUUAAGAUCAUCAUGUGAUGUCAUCGGUGAUGACGCUUCUGUAGCGGUCUAGCAGGCCUGAAGGCCAGGAGAGGAAACGUGCAUGGCUGGAAUCAUGUGAUGCAUUAAUUCCAGUGUGAAGAAUUUUUUUUUUAAUUCCUUUAAUUUUUGGAGUUGAGGAAAGUGUUGGACCAGAAUUCAACAGUGUCAUUAGUCCAACAUUCAUUCCUUUCUACUUUCUUUCUUCCUUUCUUUCUUUGGAAUCUUGGGAAAUUAUUUGAGGACUUUUGGGUAUGAAAAUGUUGUAGUAUGUCAAUUUAUGUAGAUUUAUAUCCAACAAAACCUUUCAUCUAUGGAAAAUUUCAGGCAGGUUCCAAAGAAUCUUUUGGCUAAAAAAAACACGUGUAUUUUGAUAAUUUUGGUCCACAAACAUUUAAACCGAACUUGAAGAAAUUUGAGAAGUUUACUUUCUCCACCAGUUUGCUUCCUAAAACGAUGAGUGAUAAAUGUAUGAAUUAAUGACAUAAACAUUAUAAUUUCAGUGCAAGACAAAAUGUUUUCCUGCCUAAACACCUCUUCAAAAAAAGGUUCCUCGAGAAAUUCUUGGCUAAAUAGAUUUUACAUAGCGAAUCAAUCAGGGCUCCCUACAAAACCUUUGGCUCUAAAAGAACCAACCAAAGAACCAUUCAGGGUCUUCAGUUUAAAUUUGGACACAAAUGUCAAGCAUGAGAUGGUUUUCACCCACUGUGUUAAAUAAUUAAGGAAUGUAUGUGGUGAUGCACGAUAAAUAAGUAAAGCAGGAAAUGGACCCAAAAUAAACAUAGUUUGGGCCAUUGAGUUCUAUGUUUUGGAGCUAAUGGUGGCCGUGUAAUGGAAGUAUAAGAUAUACAGCACUUCCUGAGGGAGUCACCAUAAUACUUUGACCCCUUCGCCUUAUCAUAAAGCUCUAAAAUGUGAUAAGUGAGCUAGGACAUGGGUAAUAAAUCAACCAGUGAGGAGGAAAAAUCAACACUUUGUUUAAACAAGGCAGCAAGCUUGAGUUCCUGCACAUGGGCCUAAAAGGAUCGAAGUUCCCCAAUGCUCGCAUUCUCCUCCUGGGCCUGGAUGGAGCCGGGAAAUCUACGCUCCUCUUUAAACUCAAGUACAACGAGUUCUUCCAGACUGUCCCGACCAUCGGCUUCAACGUGGAAAUGAUGGAAGCGAAGCAGAACAGAAAGAAGAUCACGCUAACUGUAUGGGACAUCGGAGGACAGGAGAAGAUGAGAAAGUACUGGAAAAGUUACUAUGAAGACACAGCCGGGAUCCUGUUCGCUGUUGACUGUGGGAACCGGAGGCGUCUGGACGAGGCAAGGCGAGAACUGGAGCGUGUGCUGAAGAACGAGCACCUCCGAGGACGUCCUGUAGUCAUUCUGGCUAACAAGCAGGAUAAAGAAGGAGCCUUGACUGCAGCAGAACUCACGGAGGCAUUUAACCUGAGGAAGAUCUUCAGCGACAGGGACUGGUUCGUUCAGCCGUGUUCAGGAAAGACCGGCGCUGGAAUUCCAGAAGGGUUCAGGAGGCUGGCACACCUGGUGAAGACCACCUCCGACAACAACAUUAAAGAGACGGUGAAGUAUUUAAAGAAGUCAGUGAGGAAGUAACAGUUGAACCAGUCGUGGUUCCGUGAUCCAGAACUUGUUUAUAGAUAAUUAAAAUAUACAGAAUCUGUGACCAUGGAAAAAUGUUUAUUUAAGAUAAUUAAUUCAUGAAAAUGUACUUAUUGAAUCAUGUGAUCUGUUUUUGUGAAAAUGUUUUCCAAAUGUUCUUCAUCAUUCAGUUCUUCACAUUUAGUGGAGCGUUAAUUUUCACCCGAUGAGUGAAUUUCUUGAAUUUCAUAUGACUUCUAUUUAUUUAUUUAUGUAAACCAACGAAUAUCUACAUGAAUCAUAUGAACGGUGUACUGAUCAAAGGCCAAGGUCCAAGUUUUAGUUCCAAGCUGAAUGUUCAGGUUUUGGUUUUUUUUCUUUCUUUUUUUUGUGUUCACUGUAUUUUUUCAACUCUUUCAAAUUUAACAUUAAAAAUAUUUAAAAAAUCCUAUUUUUGUAUAUAAUGCAUAUAAAGAUAUAAUCACAGCACUUGGUCAAUGAUGUAGCCAUUUUAAACACAAGAUAUCAAACUUAUUCUGACCAAAUAUCCAAUCAUUCUAACCAAAUUAUU